Molecule: messenger RNA, 1159 nt
Organism: Diabrotica virgifera virgifera (western corn rootworm)
Lineage: Eukaryota; Metazoa; Arthropoda; Insecta; Coleoptera; Chrysomelidae
Product: methyltransferase-like protein
Exons: 5
Coding region: 147-1109 (320 amino acids)
Molecular function (GO): tRNA (cytidine-N3)-methyltransferase activity
Source: RefSeq, a predicted model, not a curated record
UAUAACCUCAAAAAUGUGGAUAGAAUUAAUUAAUAUUUAAUAACGUGAGAAUAAUUCGUCGUAACUUGUAAAUAUAUAAUUUUUUUAACAUCUAUGAACGAUGGAUGAUGAAAAGAGGCCUCAAUUUGGGAAUCGCUUUUUAACUGAUGCUGAGAAUGUUUUUGAGCACAAUGCAUGGUAUGAACAAAAUUAGUUUACUGUAUAAGUUAGUUUCAUUUUCUCGUUUCUGUUCUACAAGAUAUCGAAAGAAACCCAAAUAUGGAUCACGCUAUUUAACUGACAAAUCAGAUAUCUUUAGCUUCAACGCGUGGGAUGAUGUUGAAUGGGAUGAAAAUCAAGAAAAAGAAGCUCAAAAUAAAGUGAAUGCAAAUAGUGUUAUAAAAUUCACACAGGACGAUAUUCACAAAUAUGAGAGUGAAGCUGAUAAAUACUGGAAUGCAUUCUAUGAUAUUCAUACAAAUAGGUUUUUCAAAGACAGACAUUGGUUAUUUACGGAAUUUCCUGAAUUGAAUGAUAAUAGUUCAGAGGAGAAAAAAAUAUUUGAAAUCGGAUGUGGAGUUGGCAACACUAUAUUCCCAAUUUUACAGUACUCUACAAAUAAAAACUUAAAAGUGUAUGGAUCAGAUUUUUCUUCAAAAGCCAUCCAAAUUUUGAAAGAAUCUCCAGAAUAUGAUACAGAGAGAUGUAUUGCGUUUGAAUUGGAUGCUACUGAACAAAUAUGGAAAGUACCUUUUGAUGAAAAUAGCAUGGAUGUGAUAGUACUGAUAUUUGUACUAUCUGCUAUCAAUCCUGAUAAAUUUGAGCAAGUUUUAAAAAAUAUUUAUAAAUUCCUAAAACCUGGGGGCUUAGUACUCUUUAGAGAUUAUGGUAGAUAUGAUAUGGCACAAUUAAGAUUUAAACCCGGGAGAAGCCUAGGAGAUAAUUUUUAUGCUAGAGGUGAUGGUACUAGAGUGUAUUUUUUCACACAAGAUGAAAUUAAACAGAUGUUUGAAGGCAGUGGAUUUCAAGAAGUGGAAAACCGGGCAGAUAGAAGACUACAAGUUAAUCGAGGAAAACUCUUAAAAAUGUACAGAGUUUGGAUACAAGCAAAGUAUCAAAAACCAAAAUAAAAUUUAUUUUUAAAUUAAGUUUUUAUUAAAGAUACGACUAAAAUAAAUAA